Messenger RNA from Parasteatoda tepidariorum (common house spider), 957 nucleotides. RefSeq lists its product as uncharacterized. NCBI's taxonomy places the organism in Eukaryota, Metazoa, Arthropoda, Arachnida, Araneae, Theridiidae. The record is from RefSeq and is a predicted model, not a curated record. Gene Ontology annotation, cellular component: centrosome; spindle.
GCAAUCAACUAAUCAAUCGAAUGCGACAAAAACAAAAAUAAAUAUUAAUUUUCAAGUAACUGCUCGAUGGUAUUUUCUCUAAGGAUUAUUCUAAAAAAUUUCUGAACAUUGUUUAGAAAAACACCUAAUCUCUGUUUCCCUAAAUAUUUCAGACAUUUUAAUUUUUAGAUAAUUAUUUUUUAAUAUAACAUUUUACUAGUUCUUACUUUCUAUGUUUUCUUCAUUUAUUUAUUACAAAGUAACAUUCCUCUAUUGAGUGAAACUUACAACAUCAGAUGUGUCAGCAAUGAGGCAGAAUAUGAAAUUAUUAACAGUAAAACAAUCAUCAAAUUAUAUAUUUUAAAGUAUUAUCAAGGCCUCCUAGAAGAUGACUGAAGGAAGACAGCAACAAACUUCUAAACAACACCAAUUUAAAAAACUUGCUGAUGAAGACUUGGAAUUAUAUCAACUAGCACAGCUAUCUGGAAUUAUUAUAGAUCCUCAUGUGUUUCACAUUCUUUUAGAACUAUUGAGAUUGGAUGUCUGUCCGAUUGCUUUGUUUGAUGUUCUGCAAGAUAUGAGCAUGCAGUUUCAGAAGUCUUCAGUGAAAAAAAGUUCUGAUAGUAAGUCAUCCACCACUCACACUUCUUCUGGAAAAAAGAAACCACCUGUUGCCGCCAAACCGAAGAAAAUAAAAAAUUCCUAUACUGAGAGAGUUACCAGUGUCUCCACCAAUUUCAAAUCGUUUGUCAUUUUUGUCUCUCACAGUCUAAUGCAUAUACUCCUGGAUGCAGAAACUCUCCAGAACAACAGUUCCAUUUUAGUCGGACAUUCAGGAGAUGCUUUACCUCUGAAGACACUUUUCAUAGCAAGCUCUGUUUCACUUCCAUUGGUGCUGUAAAAUUUAAAGCUUACAGAAAAGUGAGUUCAGAUGAACUUAGUGUAAACUAUGAAAUUUCAAAUGCUGACAAAAAUACA